Molecule: messenger RNA, 6129 nt
Organism: Chionomys nivalis (European snow vole)
Lineage: Eukaryota; Metazoa; Chordata; Mammalia; Rodentia; Cricetidae
Gene: Ranbp6
Product: RAN binding protein 6
Exons: 1
Coding region: 38-3355 (1105 amino acids)
Biological process (GO): protein import into nucleus
Cellular component (GO): cytoplasm; nucleus
Molecular function (GO): nuclear import signal receptor activity; protein binding
Source: RefSeq, a predicted model, not a curated record
GCCUCCUUCCCCGUCGCGGUAGCUUUGACAGGGCGCGAUGGCGGCGGCCGGGUCUGCAGGGUUGCCGGCAACCGUGUCGGAAAAGCAGGAGUUUUACCAGCUUCUGAAGAACCUGAUCAAUCCCAGCUGUAUGGUGCGGAGGGAAGCCGAGGAAGUCUAUGAGAAUAUCCCAGGUCUGGGUAAGACUACAUUCCUCUUAGACGCCGUCCGUAAUAGAAGAGCAGGUUAUGAGGUGAGACAAAUGGCUGCCGCACUGCUACGACGGCUUUUGUCCUCUGGGUUUGAGGAGGUCUAUCCAAAUCUGCCUUCUGAUGUGCAGAGGGAUGUCAAGAUUGAGCUGAUACUGGCCGUUAAGUUAGAAACACAUGCUAGCAUGAGGAAAAAGCUUUGCGAUAUUUUUGCGGUGCUGGCCAGGAAUUUGAUAGAUGAGGAUGGCACUAACCAUUGGCCAGAAGGUCUGAAAUUCCUCAUUGAUUCGAUUCACUCUAAAAAUGUGGUUCUGUGGGAAGUUGCACUUCACGUUUUCUGGCACUUUCCCGGGAUUUUUGGGAACCAAGAUCGCCACGAUUUGGAUAUCAUCAAGAGGUUGCUGGACCAGUGUAUUCAAGAUCAAGAGCAUCCAGCAAUCAGGACAUUAUCUGCUAGAGCUGCAGCUGCCUUUGUCCUUGCCAAUGAAAACAAUAUUGCGCUUUUCAAAGACUUCGCAGACCUGCUUCCUGGCAUCUUACAGGCUGUGAAUGAUUCCUGCUACCAGGAUGAUGAUUCGGUGCUUGAGUCCCUUGUUGAGAUUGCGGACACGGUGCCUAAGUAUUUGGGUCCCUAUUUAGAAGAUACUCUACAGUUGAGCCUGAAGUUAUGCGGAGACUCUAGGCUUAGUAACCUGCAACGCCAGCUGGCUCUGGAAGUAAUAGUGACCUUAUCCGAAACGGCAACGCCGAUGUUGAAAAAACAUACGAAUAUUAUUGCCCAGGCUGUGCCUCAUAUAUUAGCGAUGAUGGUUGAUCUGCAAGACGAUGAGGACUGGGUAAAUGCUGAUGAGAUGGAAGAAGAUGAUUUUGACAGCAAUGCCGUUGCUGCCGAGAGUGCACUAGACAGACUGGCUUGUGGACUUGGUGGAAAAGUUGUUUUGCCCAUGACCAAGGAGCAUAUCAUGCAGAUGCUUCAGAGCCAUGACUGGAAAUGUCGCCAUGCUGGAUUAAUGGCCUUAUCGGCCAUUGGAGAAGGUUGCCAUCAGCAAAUGGAACCAAUUCUAGAUGAAACAGUUAACUCGGUUUUGCUUUUUCUUCAGGAUCCUCAUCCAAGGGUGAGGGCUGCUGCCUGCACCACGCUUGGACAGAUGGCUACCGAUUUUGCACCUAGCUUCCAAAAGAAAUUCCAUGAAAUAGUGAUUCCAGCUUUGCUGCGAACCAUGGAAAAUCAAGGUAAUCAGCGUGUGCAGUCUCAUGCGGCUUCUGCUCUUGUUAUUUUUAUUGAAGACUGCCCCAAGUCAUUGCUAGUUCUGUAUUUGGAAAAUAUGGUAAAAAGUCUCCAUUCCAUCUUGGUUAUUAAACUGCAAGAGCUGAUUCGGAAUGGAACUAAGUUGGCCUUAGAACAGCUUGUGACAACCAUUGCUUCAGUUGCAGAUGCAAUAGAGGAAAGCUUUGUGCCAUAUUAUGAUUUAUUUAUGCCCUCCCUCACACACGUUGUUGAGCUCGCGGUUCAAAAGGAACUCAAGCUUCUUCGAGGAAAAACUAUUGAGUGCAUUAGCCAUGUGGGUCUUGCCGUGGGGAAGGAAAAAUUUCUGCAGGAUGCAUCGAAUGUGAUGCAGUUACUGCUGAAGACACAGUCAGACUUAAAUGCUAUGGAAGACGACGACCCUCAAACCUCCUACAUGGUGUCAGCCUGGGCUCGAAUGUGUAAAAUUCUUGGGAAAGACUUUGAGCAGUAUCUUCCCCUGGUGAUCGAGCCCCUUAUUAAGACUGCCUCAGCUAAACCUGAUGUCGCUCUCCUGGACACCCAAGAUGUGGAGAACAUGAGUGAUGAUGAUGGCUGGCAGUUUGUAAAUCUUGGGGACCAGCAAAGCUUUGGAAUUAAGACCUCAGGACUCGAGGCAAAAGCAACUGCUUGCCAGAUGUUGGUUUACUAUGCUAAGGAGUUAAAAGAAGGGUUUGUGGAGUAUACGGAACAAGUUGUGAAGCUGAUGGUUCCUUUGCUGAAGUUUUAUUUUCACGACAAUGUUCGGGUGGCGGCUGCAGAAGCCAUGCCCUUCCUCCUGGAAUGUGCAAGGAUCCGGGGCUCGGAGUACCUUUCACAGAUGUGGCAGCUGAUAUGUGACCCCUUAAUCAAGGCCAUUGGAACUGAACCUGACACAGAUGUACUCUCAGAAAUAAUGAACUCUUUUGCAAAGUCCAUCGAGGUGAUGGGAGACGGUUGUCUUAAUGAUGAACACUUGGAGGAGCUGGGAGGCAUUUUGAAGGCAAAGCUUGAAGGGCACUUUAAGAACCAGGAGUUGCGGCAGGUGAAAAGGCAGGAAGAAAAUUACGACCAGCAGGUCGAGAUGUCGCUUCAAGAUGAGGAUGAGUGUGACGUGUAUAUCCUGACCAAAGUGUCGGAUAUCCUGCACUCACUUUUUAGCACUUAUAGGGAGAAGAUUCUGCCGUGGUUUGAGCAGCUCCUUCCGUUGAUUGUGAAUCUCAUUUGUUCAAGUAGGCCGUGGCCAGACAGACAGUGGGGACUGUGCAUAUUUGAUGAUAUCAUCGAGCACUGCAGCCCAACCUCGUUCAAAUAUGUGGAGUAUUUUCGGUGGCCAAUGCUGCUCAAUAUGCGAGAUACCAACCCCGAAGUCAGGCAAGCUGCCGCCUAUGGAUUGGGUGUGAUGGCACAGUUCGGUGGAGACGAUUAUCGUUCUUUAUGUUCAGAAGCUGUUCCGCUGUUGGUAAAGGUCAUUAAGUGUGCAAAUUCCAAAACCAAAAAAAACGUCAUUGCCACCGAGAACUGUAUCUCGGCAAUAGGGAAGAUUAUGAAGUUCAAGCCCAACUGUGUAAACGUAGAUGAGGUUCUCCCACACUGGCUGUCAUGGCUUCCGCUGCAUGAAGAUAAAGAGGAAGCUAUUCAGACUUUGAAUUUUCUUUGUGACCUGAUUGAAAGUAACCACCCGGUUGUGAUUGGUCCCAAUAAUUCCAAUCUUCCCAAAAUCAUCAGUAUAAUUGCAGAAGGGAAAAUUAAUGAGACUAUUAGCCAUGAAGACCCCUGUGCCAAACGCCUAGCUAACGUUGUUCGGCAGAUACAGACUUCUGAAGAAUUAUGGCUGCAAUGUAUAUCCCACCUCGAUGAAGACCAGCAGGAAGCUUUACAAGAAUUGCUCAAUUUUGCCUGAAGUACUUCACUGUCACUUGAGUAUCAGCUAUCAUACAACUACAAAGUGCUGUGAGUGGAGCCGUCCGCUACACACGAGAGACACCACUUCUCUCUGCUGAGCAGUUCAUACUUCCGUGUCUCCCCAGGAUAGUGUUAAGGUCUUCUGUUUAUUUUGCAUGUGUCAUCUCUUAAAGGAACUGUGGUUGUAACUCGUGCUUCCAGUUGCCUUAAAGUUAUUUGUCACGUCCCCUAUUUAGUGUGAAAUGUAUAACUCAUUGCUGUUUGUCUGAACUGUUGCUGCUGGGUAAACGGUAUACGCGGUUCUAGAUGUCUGUGACAUCUUGUAAAGCACUCACGAAGGAAGGGAAACUUCCAGGGUGAGCAUCUGUGGAGUUGAGGGUGGAGUACGUUGGCAGACUCACUCUUCCUUGGUAAUACUUCUGUUCGUUAUGGUAAUGGAAGGUUGCUAGAAUGGAAAGAGUUUCAAGGUACUACAGUGGAUGUAGGAGGUUUUUUUCUAUAAUAUAAAUGAACUUUUCAUAUAGAGCUCUUAUAAAGUGGUUGGGGCAUGACUAAAUUCCAGUUCCCAAGGUGUUCAGCUGAGAGUUAUAAGAACCAAAUUGGUCUUAAAAAUUUGUCAACUGAAACAUCCUUGGGUGUGGAGAAGGAAGUGCUGGUACAGUUCAUCCUGUAAGCACGUGACAGGCCAUGACAGAGCUUAGUAAAGAAUCAGUAGUCAGUGUUUGUGGGUGUCAGUUAUUGUUGCAUGUUUAGCAGAGUAUUGCUUUGUGUUUGUGUGUAUUAUCCCCCUACCCUCACCCCAAACGAGGAACCCUUCCUUUCAGGAUGGGGCUUAAAUAGAUUUCUGUUUUGAAGCAGUUCCUGACAGAUUCUACAGAAACAAUGAAACAAACUUAAUUUUAUCUUUAAACAUUAAAAAGAAAAGAGCUUUAAGAUUAGUCAUAUAUCAGUGUAUUGUUCUAUAACAACUCUAUGAAUUUAGGGUCAGUUAUAUGAGUUGAAAUGUCUUAUUGCUGAAGGUGUUUUGUAGAGUAGAAAAAAGUUUCUACUUAGCAAAACUUCAUUCAAAACUCACAAGCAAGAAUGUCUAUUGUGACUCCCUGAGCCUGUUGUGAGUGCUGUGUGUGUAACAGCAAAUAUGUCAGACCCAGUAAGUGUUCAAUAAAUUGUCAGUGUUACUACCAUUGGUUGUUUUUCUGCUGUGUUCUUUAUACUUCAGAAUUUGGUUUAUACAAAAUCUCUCCCCUACUAGGUCUAUCUAGACUACUGUGGACAGGAAUAUAAAGCUUUUUUAAAAAAUAUUUUUAGGAUUUUUAGAUAGUUCAGAAUUUGAUAUUUGGUAUGGUUACAAGUAUAUUUAAAAUAAGUAGAAAAAAGCUACGUUGAUGUUGAAUAGUUUUCUCUGGGUGGUGGGAUUAAAUGGCAACUUCUCCUCUUGUCUAUUAUUUACCUACAAAGAAUGCAUUUUCAUCAACUGUUUUGUAGCCUUCAAGGACCUGGUUUGCUAUCAUCUUGACCCCUUCACGAACUGGAGUUAAGGCUCCUUUUACUCAUCUAUAACCCUUUCCCCUUAUGUGACUUCAGAAAUCGCUUAUCAAUGUGUUGUUUGUAAUUUAUACAGUCUUGUGAAACUCUGGCAAAUGAUUUGUAAUUGGGUACUUGAAGUUUUGAAGUAAGGGAGUUUUUCAAUUUGAAUCUUGACAAACAAUUUUCCCAAGUGUUUGUUUCCCCAUCUGCAAGAUAAGAAUAACACGUAGCUUAUGUGAUUGUUGUAAGAAUCAAAGGCGAUAAUGAAUAUAAGUGCUGAGCAACACAGGGGUCAAUAAACGAAAGCUAUUGUGUGAGAAUUUUGAAAUAGAUCUCGUGGCUAAAAGGGAGUGGGCAUUUGCUUGAGUUUGGUAGGCUUUAGAUUCUUCGGUUUUGUCAAAGGAGACAAAGGAAGCCCAACCAGACAUAUUUGCCAGUUCAUGAGCUAUGUCUGACAGAGAGGAAAUCAAAUACCAGAUGGGUGCAUGCAUGUGUGUAAGUCUGUGCAUGUGUCUGUACUCCACGAAUUCAUGUUCCUUUUUCACUAUUUUUACCUACAACUAUUAUUUAACUUAUUGAGUCUCCCCACACAAAAAAGGUUUUAAGGCAUUGCAUUUUACCAGUCCUUUUGUUUAUACAAAAGUAAACAAUCUUGAAGGUGAGACUAUCUCAGUUAAAAAUUUCAUGUUCAAAUUGCAUUUCUAUAGUUUUGGUUUGAUAUAUCAUUUCAAGUUUCAAGCAAGUAAGUGAAUAUUAUGUGCAUUAGAAAACAGUAAUAUCUUUUAUAUCUAAUAUCUCAUUUCCCCCUUAUUUUAUGCAGUAUGUUAACUUGUGAAUGAUGAGUCGUCCACAUUUUAGUCAUUUAUGAAUAAAUAUGUAGCGAGAUUGUUAAAGCUACACCAAUGACAAGCUGUACAGCUUAGUUUGAGUAGAAAUGUUUGGAGACAUUUGAGCGAGAUUGCAUUUCCAUAAUUGUUAGCUAAACUUAAGAAUCCAGGUGUUUUCCGUUUUUGAAAUAUCAAUAGAAAACAGGAUUUGGUUUACAAAUAUGUUUUAAAAAGUGUUAACUUGGAGCUGGAGUUUCGAGUACUAAAGUUCUACAAUCCUCCAAUCUUCUUUUGCGCAGUGCUUAGACUUUCCUUUCUGAUUUUUCCUAACCGCUAGUUUUAUGUAAAGAAACCUGCAAGUCACAGGGAGGAGGGGAUUUACUUUUACGAGGGAGAGGAUUUACUUUUGUGUGUUCUC